CUAUUAUUCCACUCCACUUAUUCCCAGUCCAGGAAAAGUCCGUUAGUCAAAGCGCAGAAGAGACGCAGCGAAGAGAUGCUGUCCACCUGAUCAAAGCGCUUCAGUAUUUUGGAUCGAUUUGAGAGAGAGAGAAAAACUUUGGAUAGAAACAUUUGGAGACGCAAGAAAAAAGAAAAGAACAGAAAAGAAAAGAAAAGAAAAAGGUUCAGAGUCGAAAACUUUGGUUAGAAGAAAGGAAAACCUAAGACUCUGGAGAGGAACGCAGUCUUUCAAACAUCCCUCAACAGGUGCGCAGAUCUAUCUGAGGAAUAAAAGAGAUGGCCUCCGCGGCUCUGGAGAUCCUGGGUCUGACCCUGUGCGUCUUUGGCACGCUCUUGGAGAUGACCGCCUGCGGGCUUCCCACCUGGAAAGUGACCGCCUUCAUCGAGGCCAACAUCGUGGUGGCGCAGACCAUCUGGGACGGCCUGUGGAUGUCGUGCGCCGUGCAGAGCACCGGCCAGAUGCAGUGCAAGAUGCACGACUCCAUGCUCGCGCUCAACCACGACCUCCAAGCCGCGCGUGCGCUCACGGUCAUCUCGUCCGUCAUGUGCGUCGUGGGGCUGAUGGUGGUGAUCGCCGGCGCGCAGUGCACCAACUGCAUCAAGACGGAGAGCGUCAAGGCGCGCGUGGUGAACGUCGGAGGCGUCAUCUACAUCGUCAGCGCCGUCUUCAUGCUCGUGCCUCUGUGCUGGAUGGCCAACAACAUCAUCUCCGACUUCUACAACCCGCAGGUUCCGGCGGCCCAGAAGCGGGAGAUCGGCGCGGCGCUGUACAUCGGCUGGGCGGCCACCGCGAUGCUGCUGCUCGGGGGAAGCAUGCUCUGCUGCUCGUGUCCCUCCUCCGAGAGCUCAGGCUACUCGGCCAAAUACGCGCCCACCAAAAGAGCAACGUCCAACGGGGACUAUGACAAGAGGAAUUACGUUUAGACGCUGUUCGGACUCAGUUACACUGGCUGUUUUGUGCGGUCUUGUGUGUUGCACCUGCAGAUGUUUCGGUUCUUCUUUUUUUAAGCAUCUUGGACUACUGAUUGGAACGCCAAUCUUUUGAGGAUAGCCUAUGCAUUUCUGAAAGGUGGACGUUUUAUAAUAACUUUCAACAAUAGUAACAAACAUUAUGCAAUGCUUAACAGAUCAUCGCAAUGCUUUGAAAUAGUCCUGAAUCAUUCAUUUUUACAAUGUUCAUAUUUUAAUAUGCAUUAACUACUGAUCUGUUCAACAUUAUAUCAAUUUAUAUAUGCCCGUUUUUUGUUUGUUUUUGGACUGAUUGGCUGAAAUGUAUUUAAUAAUAACUUGAAGUAAAAAAAAUAUUGCUGAUACACUGUAAAAAUGAUUUUUCUAAGUAAAUAAAACACGUUUAAAAAGAAAAUGCUAUUUCAGUCUUUCACUUGUUUUUUUCUUUGUAAUAUUUACUAUCAGUUCCUGAGUUGAUACACGUUUUUCUGAUCAUUAUAAGUUGAUAUACUUAAUGUUCAUAUAACCUCAUGGGCAAAUGAGCAUAAACUAUGAUCUGUUAAGCAUAUUUAAUGUUUGUUUUCAUAAUGAAAGUUAGUAUAAGGUGUUUUGCUUUUGCUAAAAAUGCUGUUUCAAACCUAUUGAGGAUAUUCAUGAGUGAAAGAGAAGCUAUAAUCUCACAACAGAUCUCUUUUAGGUACCUGGAGAAGUUUGUAAGCUUGUAAACGUUUGUCAAAGACUAAAAGCAUUAAGUUAGUAGCUAUAGCUGUUGUGAUGUUUACUGAUGUGUUAGUGUGUAGAGGAAUCUGCUUCGGCACAUUUGCAGAGACUCUUGUUAAACGCUUGGAUUGUCAGGAGAAACAUCUGGAAAACUUAAGCGAUUCCUGACUGCUUGGUUAAUCGUAACUCACCCGUCCACAUGAUGCUCAUCAGAGCUGAAAUACAGUCCAGCAGGAUCUCUGUCUGCUUGGAAAUAGUCUGUUUUUGGGAAUAUCCUGCUGGUUAGUAUCUUCAUGGACGGGCAUCUUCAUGUUUCUUGAACUCAAGACCUCUACGUUCAGUUUAUUCAGCUUGUCUGAAAUGUUUAUUUUUUGUUACUUUUUUAAUUCUUGAAAUGAAUGUUGUUUGGAAUAAACAUUUACAGUUUUGACACAAA
Messenger RNA from Onychostoma macrolepis, 2145 nucleotides. It is a transcript of the gene cldn5a, whose product is annotated as claudin 5a. Lineage: Eukaryota; Metazoa; Chordata; Actinopteri; Cypriniformes; Cyprinidae. Gene Ontology annotation, biological process: bicellular tight junction assembly; cell adhesion. Gene Ontology annotation, cellular component: plasma membrane; bicellular tight junction. Gene Ontology annotation, molecular function: structural molecule activity. The transcript has a single exon. The coding region runs from base 318 to 965 and encodes 215 amino acids. The record is from RefSeq and is a predicted model, not a curated record.